AUGGAGUUAGCCCACAGUUUAUUACUAAAUGAAGAAGCUUUGGCUCAAAUCACCGAAGCAAAGAGACCAGUUUUUAUCUUUGAAUGGUUGCGAUUUCUUGAUAAGGUCUUGGUUGCUGCCAACAAGACUGAUGUAAAGGAAAAACAGAAAAAACUUGUUGAACAAUUAACUGGAUUAAUAAGUAGUUCACCUGGACCACCUACCCGAAAAUUGUUAGCUAAAAAUCUUGCAGCCCUUUAUAGCAUUGGAGACACUUUUACAGUUUUUCAAACACUUGAUAAAUGUAAUGACAUUAUCAGAAAUAAAGAUGACACUGCAGCCUACUUACCAACAAAAUUGGCUGCAGUGGCUUGUGUUGGAGCAUUUUAUGAAAAAAUGGGAAGAAUGUUGGGCAGUGCUUUUCCAGAAACAGUAAAUAAUCUUUUGAAAUCUCUGAAAAGUGCAGAGUCUCAAGGGCGAAGUGAAAUCUUAAUGAGUCUACAGAAAGUUCUAAAUGGACUGGGUGGUGCGGCAGCUUCCUCUCAUCGUGAUAUUUACAAGAAUGCCAGGUCUCUCCUGACUGACAGGUCAAUGGCAGUUCGAUGUGCAGUGGCCAAGUGUCUACUAGAACUACAGAAUGAAGCUGUAUUCAUGUGGACUGCUGAACUGGAAAAUAUAGCCACUCUGUGUUUUAAGGCUUUGGAAAAUUCCAAUUAUGGGGUGCGAGUGGCAGUGUCUAAACUCUUAGGAACAGUCAUGGCUACAGCAUUGAUGCCAAAACAGGCAACAGUAAUGCGUCAAAAUGUAAAGCGAGCGACAUUGGAUGAAGUCUUGGAACUCAUGGCUACAGGAUUUCUACGUGGAGGGUCAGGUUUCUUAAAGAGUGGUGGAGAAAUGUUAAAAGUUGGAGGAUCUGUUAAUCGUGAAGUGAGAGUUGGCGUUACACAGAGACAUGAUUUUGUGUUUCUAGAAGCAGUAGUGAAUGAUACUAGUGGUGAGAACAAAUCUGGCGCAGCAGACAUCGCAGCCAGCCAGCAUGUCAUGGUCUGUGCACUGCAGGAGCUCGGGAGCCUGGUGCAGAGCCUGAAUGCCACCGCGUCCCCGCUUAUUCAGGAAGCAUCGAUAGGACUUUUGGAGAUUGUGACUUCAGUGUUGCUUCAUCCAAGUAUGGCUGCUCGGCUGGCUGCUGCAUGGUGCUUGCGCUGUGUGGCUGUGGCAUUACCUUUCCAGUUGACACCAUUUCUAGACAGGUGUGCAGAGCGGCUCAACAACUUGAAGACUUCACCAGAAGCUGUUAGUGGGUACAGUUUUGCAAUGGCUGCUCUGUUGGGUGGAGUUCAUCAGUGUCCUUUGGGCAUUCCUCAUGCCAAAGGAAAGAUGGUAGUUAGUAUUGCUGAAGAUCUUCUACGAACUGCUGCCCAAAAUAGCAGGCUGUCUUUACAGCGCACCCAAGCUGGAUGGCUUUUACUUGGAGCACUUAUGACUUUAGGACCAUCUGUUGUCCGUUACCAUCUGCCCAAGAUGUUGUUAUUGUGGCGAAAUGUUUUCCCUCGUUCUUUAAAGGAAUUGGAGGCUGAGAAGGCCCGAGGUGAUUCUUUUACCUGGCAGGUGACUUUGGAAGGUCGUGCUGGAGCUUUAUGUGCCAUGAGGAGUUUUGUGGCACAUUGUCCGGAGCUCCUAACUGAAGAUGUGAUUAGAAAAUUGAUGACUCCUAUUGAAUGUGCCAUGACUAUGAUGUCGCACAUUCCAUCUGUAAUUAAAGCCCAUGGAGCUCAUCUGAAAGCUAGUGCUGCAAUGGUCCGUUUAAGACUUUAUGAUAUCUUGGCUUUGUUACCUCCAAAAACUUAUGAAGGAUCUUUCAAUGCACUUCUUAGAGAACUGGUAGCAGAAUUCACUUUGACUGACAACUCAGCCAACACAACUACUUCCCUCCUCAGAUCCCUCUGCCAUUAUGAUGAUAGUGUUCUUCUUGGUUCCUGGCUUCAAGAAACUGAUCAUAAAUCAAUUGAAGACCAGCUCCAACCAAACAGUGCAUCUGGAAGUGGGGCUCUCGAGCAUGAUCCUUCCUCCAUUUAUUUACGAAUACCUGCUGGAGAAGCUGUGCCUGGUCCUCUCCCUCUNNUUUUGAGCCAUAUUUGAAUAAAAGUAUCACUAAUGUGAACUUUAUCCUCCUAUCAUAGACUACAAAUGUUGGAUCACUUUGCUGAAUGUGUUAAACAAGCCAAAGGAGUCCGUCAGCAGGCUGUGCAGCUUAAUAUAUUUACUGCUGUUCUUAGUGCACUAAAGGGCUUAGCUGAGAACAAAAGUACUUUGGGACCUGAGGAAGUUCGGAAAUCUGCUCUGACACUGGUUAUGGGCGCUCUUGACAACCCAAACCCUAUCUUACGAUGUGCAGCAGGGGAAGCUCUUGGAAGAAUGGCUCAGGUGGUUGGAGAAGCAACUUUUAUUGCUAGAAUGGCCCAAUAUAGCUUUGACAAGUUAAAAUCGGCUCGAGAUGUUGUUUCUAGGACCGGUCAUUCAUUGGCUCUUGGUUGUUUGCAUCGUUAUGUUGGUGGUAUAGGCUCAGGACAACAUUUGAAGACCAGUGUCAGCAUUUUAUUGGCUCUAGCACAAGAUGGAACAUCCCCUGAAGUCCAGACUUGGUCUCUUCAUUCACUUGCUUUGAUUGUGGAUUCCAGUGGCCCAAUGUAUCGUGGAUAUGUGGAACCAACAUUAUCUCUAGUGCUCACCUUGCUGUUGACAGUUCCACCUUCACAUACGGAAGUUCAUCAAUGUUUGGGUAGAUGCUUGGGGGCUAUAAUAACUACUGUUGGUCCUGAACUACAAGGGAAUGGAGCGACAAUUUCUACAAUUCGUUCCUCUUGCUUGGUGGGUUGUGCAAUAACCCAGGACCAUUCUGAUUCUCUUGUUCAGGCAGCUGCCAUAUCUUGCCUUCAGCAGCUUCACAUGUUUGCACCACGACACGUCAAUCUAUCUAGUCUCGUUCCUAGCCUUUGUGUUCACUUAUGUAGUUCCCAUUUGUUACUUCGACGAGCAGCUGUGGCAUGUCUUCGACAACUUGCGCAAAGAGAAGCAGCCGAAGUAUGUGAAUAUGCCAUGAGCCUAGCCAAAAAUGCAGGGGACAAAGAGAGCAGUGGUGCUAAUGUCAAUCCUUUUGCACCUGGGGUUAGUUCGCGAAGUGACAUCCAUUGCCGGCACCAAGGUGUUAAUAUAACAGAAACUGGUCUUGAGGGACUCCUUUUUGGAAUGCUAGACCGGGAGACAGAUCGAAAGUUAUGUUCUGAUAUUCAUGACACUUUGGGACAUAUGCUUUAUAUGAGUACUGCAGCUCCCUUAAGUAGUGGAAAAGAUGAAGAAUCUGAAAAGAAAGAUGAGAUGGAUGAUGAUACCAUGUUUACCACAUUAGGCGAAGAAGAUAAAUCAAAGCCCUUUGUGGCCCCUCGCUGGGCCACUCGGGUAUUUGCUGCUGAUUGCCUGUGUCGAAUCAUCAAUUUGUGUGAGAAUGCGGACCAGGCUCACUUUGAUCUUGCCAUGGCACGUUCUGCUAAACUUCGAAACCCUACAAAUGACCUCUUGGUACUUCAUCUCUCUGACCUGAUUCGCAUGGCAUUCAUGGCUGCGACUGAUCAUAGUAACCAGCUGCGGAUGGCUGGUCUCCAGGCACUUGAAGACAUUAUCAAGAAAUUUGCGUCUGUGCCUGAGCCAGAAUUUCCAGGCCAUGUGAUUCUGGAACAGUAUCAAGCUAAUAUUAAAAAGGAAGCAGAGUCAAAACCAAAAAGAACAAUUAAAAAUACUGAUGAUGAUGAUGAUGACUAUGGUACCAUAGAUGAACUACCACCAGAUAGUUUAAUAACACUGGUACAACCUGAACUGCCGACACUCAGCCGCCUGUGGUUGGCAGCAUUAAAAGAUUAUGCACUUUUGACUUUACCAGCUGAAUUUGCUAGUCAGCUCCCCCCAGAUGGUGGAGCAUUUUAUACUCCUGAGACUAUUGAUACAGCUAGACUUCACUAUCGUAAUUCCUGGGCCCCAAUUCUCCAUGCGGUGGCACUUUGGUUAAAUAGCACAGGAUUUACAUGUUCCGAGUCCACGGAAGCAGCAGCAGUAUCUGGCUUACAAAAACGUUCUACAUCUGUCAAUUUAAACCAGGCAUCAGGAGCAACGGGUAGCGCUAAGUCUUUGCCAGAAAUUAACAAAGACAGAAUGCAUCUGAUUUUAGGUGUGAGUAUACAGUUUCUUUGUUCCCCUAGACCUGAGGAGCCUAUUGAACAUGUUACAGCAUGCCUCCAGGCAUUACACACCUUGCUGGAUUCUCCUUACGCUCGAAUCCAUAUUGCAGAAGAUCAGCUGAUUGGUGUUGAGUUGCUGAGUGUUUUGCACCGCCUCCUGUUGACCUGGAAUCCAUCAUCCGUCCAGCUAUUGGUUACUGGAGUUGUACAACAGAUAGUAAGAGCUGCUCAGGAUUAUUUGCAAGAAAAAAGAAACACUCUAAAUGAAGAUGACAUGGAAAAAGAGUCCUGUACUGUAUUAGGAGAAGGAGGUGACAGCGGUGGUCUCAUUCCUGGAAAAUCGCUUGUGUUUGCAACUAUGGAGCUGUUGAUGUUCAUUUUAGUGCGGCAUAUGCCACAUCUCAGUACCAAGAUGUCGGACUCUCCAAGUCAUACAGCCACUAAAACUCGACUGUCAGAAGAAAGUGCUCGUUUGGUGGCAGCCACAGUUACCAUACUCUCUGAUUUACCAUCCCUGUGUUCACCUGCUGGAUGUAUGACAAUCCUGCCCACAAUUCUCUUCUUAAUUGCAAGAAUAUUGAAAGACACAGCAAUAAAGUCUGCAGAUAAUCAGGUUCCUCCACCAGUCAGUGCAGCUCUUCAAGGGAUUAAAAGUAUUGUGACACUUUCAAUGGCCAAAACUGAGGAAACUCAAAAACAAUGGACAGCUCUAAUUCGUAGCACUCUUGCAUGCAUCCUGGAAUAUUCUCAACCAGAAGACUCUAUGCCUGCACCUGAUGAAGUAAGCAUGCUAACAGCAAUUGCACUCUUCCUGUGGUCUGCUAGUAGUGAAAUAAUAGGCGUCCAGUCAUUACAGAAUGGCUGCAUGAACAGAUUUAAAAAUGCAUUAAAUUCAUGUGACCCGUGGCUUGAAUACAAUCAGCUUAUUGGUGAUAAUGUUAUACGAGUUUACGUGAAAGUGUAUGAGCUGGUUCAGACCACUCCUACUCUUGUUACUUCAUGUCCUGCAGCUGAGGGGAAAUCUGGGAAAGGAGAUAACAUAGAUAAUGAAUGA
Molecule: messenger RNA, 5262 nt
Organism: Propithecus coquereli (Coquerel's sifaka)
Lineage: Eukaryota; Metazoa; Chordata; Mammalia; Primates; Indriidae
Gene: HEATR5B
Product: HEAT repeat containing 5B
Exons: 31
Biological process (GO): endocytosis; intracellular protein localization; retrograde transport, endosome to Golgi
Cellular component (GO): endocytic vesicle; Golgi apparatus; membrane
Source: RefSeq, a predicted model, not a curated record